AUGCUUGCACCUUACCGUUUGCAGGAAAUGUCACAUGAUGAUUGUUGGUUGUUGUUCUUGCAUCAUGCUUUUGGUGUUCGAGGCAUGGAGAUGAAUCUGAGACCGAAAGAAAUUGGAGAAGAGAUCGUUAAGAGGUGUAAAGGCUUGCCUUUAGCUAUCAAGACUUUAGGAGGGUAUAUGUUUAACAAGAAAGAUCUAGUCUUGCUGUGGAUGGCAGAAGGGUUCGUGCAGCCAAUGGCGCAGAUAACUAUGGAGGAAGUGGGAAAUGGAAAUUUUACUGAACUGCAAUCGCGGAGAACAUGUAUUCAGCUGGAGGAAAAUUGGAAAUGCAGACUUUAUGAGAAUUGUGAGAAGGCUCGUUAUUUCUCAUGCAUUUGUAGUAAAUACGAUGUCUUCAGAAAGUUUGAAAUGCUUAGUGAAAUUAAGCGUUUACGCACAUUCUUACCUUUAGCAUCAUCAGAAGGAGCUGAAUUUUGCUAUUUAACAAAGAAGUCAAUCAGUGAUCUUUACAAUCUACAAACGUUGCUACUACGCAACUGUUAUUAUCUCAUUGAGUUGCCUGCUGACUUGGGGAAACUGCUCAAUCUUCGUUACCUUGAUGUUAGUGGAAGUGGUUUACAAAAGAUCUCGCUUGGUCUGGACAAAUUGUUCACAGUAGAUACUAAUAGCGGUGGUACAUUCGAUCAAGAAAGUAAAGGUUCUGGUCUAGGUGCUUUGAGUAUCUUGUUUCACCUUGAGGGUUCACUUUCAAUACUGAAUUUGGGAAAUGUGGAUAACAUUGGGAUGCGCACGGAGCUAAGUGAUAGUUUUGAGGACUCGGAGAAGGCUAGAAUGGAAACUGAUGUUCUUGAGCUGUUAAGACCCCAUCAUAAUAUAGAGAAGGUUACGAUCAAGGGCUACAGUGGUACACGACUCCCUACUUGGAGGGCGAGUCCUUCAUUCCACAAGCUGGUUUCGUUGAGUUUAAUCAACAGCAAAGGCUGUCGAUUCCUACCGUCACUUGGUCAGCUUCCUUCACUCAAAAAUCUCAUGGUUAAAGGACUAAGAAUGGUAAAAAGCAUCGGUGAUGAGUUUUUGGGCUAUACUUCAACCAUAUUGACCCCUUUUGCAUCUUUAGAGACUCUAUCCUUUACGGAUAUGUUGGAAUGGGAAGAUUGGUUACUCGGUUAUGAUGGAGAUAGAGAAGCAUUCUGUAAUCUCUUGGAGCUUCACUUGGAAGAGUGUCCUAAACUGCGGGGAGAAUUACCUGACGUCCUUCCUUGUCUAGUAAAGCUUGUGAUUUGCGAGUGUCAACAACUGGAUUCUUCUCUUCCGCGACUUCCACAACUAAAUGAGUUGGACUUUAGGAGUUGUCAUGUUAGGUUGAUUAGCAGCCCGCGUGAGGUAACAAAACUCACUUCAUUACAACUGUCUAAUCUUUCAAAUGAAUAUCUACCUGAAUGUUUCCUAGCAUCGCUUCGGCAUCUGGUGAUUAGGCAUUGUGAAUUAGUAGUGUCCCUUUUCGAGGAAGGGCAGAAUCUGCCUCGCAGAUUGGAGUAUGUAGAACUGGAGAACUGUCAUACUCUGGAGAAGUUACCGUCGUUACUUCAUACUUUAACAUCCCUUGAAGGAAGAUAUUUCCUUCUAACUUUAAAGCCCUUGCCAUUCAAGGAUGCAGUGUUUGAGUCUUUACCUGAAGUUAUGAUGAACAGUAUCUUAUCUCUCGAGUAUUUGUCCAUCCACGGGUGUUUAAUGCUAGCUUCUUUUCAAAGAGAUAGUGAGUUGCUUCCAACCACAUUUCAGCAUCUGAAAAUCGAGAAAUGCCCGAAUCUGGAGUUUCUGCCUGAAGGGAUGAUGCACAUCAACGAUACAUCUCUCAAAGUAUUGGAGAUUUUCGAUUGUUCUUCUAUAUCAUCAUUCCCUGGAGGCCAACUGCCAGACACUUUGGAAACACUCACAGUUUGGAACUGCUUCAAUCUCGAGGCAUUACCUGAUAUCAGAACCGAAACAAUGCUUCUUGAAUCUUUACGAGUUGGGAAGUGUACAAGUCUGAAACACUUACCUUAUGGCUUGAACAAGCUGUUGAAUCUAAGUUAUUUUGAAGUUGACGGUUGCCAUGGUAUCGAAUGCUUUCCUCUAGAUGGCCUUCCACAAAACCUUACAAAAGUACUAAUCAUCGACUGUGAGAAUCUGAUGUUCCUUCCAAAGUGGAUGCAGAAUCUUACAUCUCUUCAAGAACUUCUGUCCAUUAAUCACAUCUUUCACCGAGGGCGGUUUUCCUACUAG
This is a messenger RNA of Solanum pennellii, 2265 nucleotides long. RefSeq names its product putative disease resistance protein At3g14460. Gene Ontology annotation, molecular function: ADP binding. Lineage: Eukaryota; Viridiplantae; Streptophyta; Magnoliopsida; Solanales; Solanaceae. The coding region runs from base 1 to 2265 and encodes 754 amino acids. The record is from RefSeq and is a predicted model, not a curated record. The transcript has 7 exons.